UUUCUUUUCCCUUUUAUUUUAUUUUCUUCUUUCUUUCUUUCUCUUUCUUUCUUUGUUUUCUCCUUUUCUUUAAGGUGGGGAAAGAGACAAGCAGGAGACAGGAAGCUGAUCUGCAAAGAUUCGGAGUUGUGCUGAAAGGACUUUGAUUUUUUUUUUUUUUUCUUUUCUUCCUUUACAAACGCUGGCAAUUGACAUCACUUACAGACAACCUGGUUAGAGAACUAACUGCCUCAUCCCAAGUGGACCCCGGCAGCUGAGGGAAGGCAGGCAAGAGCUGGGGUGGCUGUGUGUGGGGCUUUUUUUCCCCCUACCGAUCCCCCCUCCCCCCUUUUUUUCCCCCUGGUGUGUUUCUUUUUUAAAUUCUUGCUGUGUUGGAACUAGCGAGUGGUGGAAGACAAGGGAUCUCUGAAGCCUCAUCAGUCAUCGGGACUGUCAGGAAUAGUGGUUUGAGAGGAAGCUCGGCCUGGGGCGCUAUACCCUGUCAUCCCGUUCCCUGCCUCGGAGAUAAAGAUUCCAGCUACAUGGGCAAACGCUUGGAUCAGCCACAAAUGUACCCCCAGUACACUUACUACUAUCCUCAUUAUCUCCAAACCAAGCAGUCCUAUGCACCAGCUCCCCACCCCAUGGCUCCUCCCAGUCCCAGCACAAACAGCAGCAGCAACAACAGCAGCAACAACAGCAGCGGGGAACAGUUGAGUAAAACCAACCUGUACAUUCGAGGCCUUCCACCGGGCACCACAGACCAAGACCUAAUCAAGCUGUGUCAACCGUAUGGAAAAAUUGUAUCCACAAAGGCAAUCCUUGACAAAAACACAAAUCAGUGCAAAGGUUAUGGUUUUGUAGAUUUUGACAGUCCUGCAGCUGCACAGAAAGCUGUAGCAUCUCUCAAGGCAAAUGGUGUCCAGGCACAGAUGGCCAAGCAACAAGAGCAAGAUCCAACAAACCUAUACAUCUCGAAUCUCCCCAUUUCUAUGGAUGAACAGGAACUUGAGAAUAUGCUGAAACCUUUCGGACACGUCAUUUCCACAAGAAUACUAAGAGAUGCCAAUGGCGUCAGCAGAGGGGUUGGCUUUGCCAGAAUGGAGUCUACUGAAAAAUGUGAAGUGGUCAUACAACAUUUUAAUGGAAAAUACCUGAAAACACCACCAGGUAUCCCAGCCCCUAGUGAGCCUUUACUGUGCAAAUUCGCUGAUGGAGGACAAAAGAAGCGACAGAAUCAAAGCAAAUAUACCCAGAAUGGAAGGCCUUGGCCCAGAGAAGGAGAGGCUGGCAUGGCUCUGACCUAUGACCCCACAGCUGCCAUACAGAAUGGAUUUUAUUCUUCACCGUACAGUAUUGCAACCAACCGCAUGAUUCCACAGACAUCUAUCACGCCAUUCAUUGCUGCUUCCCCUGUCUCCACAUACCAGGUCCAGAGCACUUCCUGGAUGCCUCAUCCGCCAUACGUUAUGCAACCAACAGGUGCUGUGAUUACGCCAACAAUGGACCAUCCUAUGUCAAUGCAGCCAGCAAACAUGAUGGGCCCCCUGACACAACAGAUGAAUCACCUUUCAUUGGGCACAACAGGCACGAUUCAGUCCCAAGACAGGAUUAUGAUACUCCACCAGCUGUUGUGUCAGUAUAUGACUGCUGCCGCACCCAUGCAAGGGACCUACAUCCCCCAGUACACGCCCGUGCCUCCGACAGCUGUGUCUAUUGAAGGUGUCGUUGCUGAUACCUCUCCCCAGACAGUGGCACCUUCGUCCCAGGACACGAGCGGUCAGCAGCAACAGAUAGCAGUGGACACAUCCAGUGAACACGCACCUGCAUAUUCUUAUCAACAGUCUAAACCAUAAACAAGACUGAAGAAUGUCUGUCUGAAACUUUGCCUUGAAUGAAGAGACUUCAUUGGACAAGAAGUUGGCAUCCAGUUUGCACAAGCGUCAAUGGAAUGCUUUUUCUUUCUUUUUUUUUUUUAAUUUUCUACUUUACCUAAUGAAAACAAAGCAUUUUUAUGUGCUGUGCAAAUGGUUCCUUCAUGUGGUCUGACAAUUUAUUUUUGCCAUCAUUUUUUUUUAAUUAAAGAAAAAAAUCCCAGAAGAGGGAAAAUAACAACCAAACAAAAACAUGGAAGGUUCACAUUUUAUCUGGAAGAACAUUUGAAUUCAAAAUUUAUCAGAAGGUGUAGAUAGUUUUUUGUUUUGUUUUGUUUUGUUUUUUAAAAGAAAAUCUGAUGUCAAGAGGCAGGUCAGCAAAAAUGGAAAAAAAAAAAAGUCCUCCUAAGAAAUUAAGCUGCAUUUCUUUUUCCCUUCUUGUUAAAAUCUUGUAAGUUGGGUUUUUUAUUAUUUUUUUUUCUUAGAAAUAUUUAGGUAAGGUUUAUCGUGAAUCUUAAUUGCCUUAAUUUUAAGGACGUCAAAGGCUCUCAAGGCAAGCUGUCAACGUCUUGUUAAAAAAAAAAAAAAGACAAACAAGAAAGAAUCGAAAUAUUGUGCCGACUUUAACUGGCAUAGAAGUUUAAGACUAUGAGUUUUUAGGGUGAAAAAAAACUGUACAGUUUAAAGAAAAUGUUUUUCUUCAUUUGAAGAAAAUUUGUUGAUAAAAGAAACCAUGGCAACUGCAAGAAUUGGGAAAAUGCUGGGACUUUUCAUGAACUUUGUCUUAAGUGUUGAAUCAUUCUAGAAGGCUAAAACAUUUUACGGUAAAGUUAUUAAUGUUGGUUCAAAAACAACUGCAUUAGAAAUAAUGCGUGUUUGGGGGGCAGAAUGCAGAUUUUUUUUAUUUACAAAGCGUGAUCGCUAGCAAGAGCAUUAGUGCUUUUUAUCUGCAGUCUUUUUUAUGAGCUUUACAAAGUUUUUAGUCAGCUUUGCUUGUCACAUUGCAAAACCUAGCUUAAGAGCAUUAAAAAAAAAAACUUAAGUAGAUAGGAGCUUAUGGUCAAAAAGUGCAAAAACAAAAAAACAAACAAACAAAAAAAAAAAAACAAAAAAAGCAAUAGAUAGAGAAAUUGUUGACAAUUUCUGUAGUCUUUCCUAGUUGUGAUCAAAUUCAGCCUAUGGAUGGCCUAUUUUAUACCAAAGAUGAAGUGGCACCCUAUCGCAGUCCAGAAGAUAAAGGUUGUUUUGUUUUCUUUUUUUCCUUUUGAAAAUUUUAUUUGACCUACAUGGCCGGACCAGUUCUUACGUUAUCGUUUGUUUAAACUACCUUCCACUGGUGUAUUACACACUGCAAUUUUUUUUUUAAAUGUUUAUCUGUUGAUAGCGAAAGCUUGCAUCUGCUGUGUUCAGUGGUUUCAGCUGAAGAGUUUGGGAUACGAACUGAUAGAGCCAAAUGGCUUGAAAGUCUGCAAGCUUUUCUGGUUUCUUGCUAACUCGCUUGUAUAGUAAAACCUGUGUUGAUGACCAUCAGUAAUCUAAGAGUCCUGUUUAACAGGCUGAAAUUUCUUUAAGUGAAUUUUGAACUGAAGACACUUUCAAGUGGCCUGAAAGGUCACUUGUCAAAAAACAAACACACGCAAACACACUUAGUGACGUUCUGUUAAGUGGUGAGCGGUCUCCUGAAAAGGUCUCAUUGUAUUUGUAACAACAGUCUUCCUUCUAAAUUCCAACACCUUUAGUUUUGUCUAAGCACUCAGUCUGUGUCAGGUAUCUCCCAGGAAUAGUCACAUUGGCUCUGCAGUUGGGAAGGGGUUAUCUUCUUCUUGCCUCUUUUCUUGUUUGUCUGUUUGUUUUCCAUAUCCUGGUGUUGUCAGAAGAAAGACAAAAUAGACCUUUUUACUGCAGUUUAACUCUCUGAGGCAAGUAGGACCAAUAAGAUUGAAAGUUCUAAUAGUGGAAUUUAGGGAAGCUUUUAAAAUGCUAGGUGACAAUCAAAAAAAAAGAAAGAAAUUAUAUGAUUUAUAUUAAAAACCAGUCAAAAGAAUUAGGUUUGAUCAAUCAUUAAAGCCAAAGGAGGGGUAUUUGCAUUGAGAGUGAUGCAAGACAUUGUCUAAAAUGAACUAAAUUGACUGAGCAAAAUUGGCUACAUAGCUGAUGCAGGAAACCUAUGUUCAAUCUGUAAAGUUUUACCUGAAAAUAAGAACAAUGGAACUUUGUUAAUGGAACCAUGCCCUAGAAUUACUUUCUGAAAAACUCACUGGAAGCAAAUAGAUGAAACACUUCUCACAAAACCAAGUCAUAGGGACCCUUCUUAGCCCACAAGAGAGCGGGGAAAGGUAUUAAGCACACUGUAAAAGGAACCAGGGUAGACUUUUUAAAAGUAAUUUUAAAAGGAAAUUAUAUACCCAUUAGGUCAACAUGAGUAAUGACUUUGCCUCACAGGAAGUUGUCACUGUUCCACGACAUGUGACAUAUGCGCAAAGGCCAAGUGUUGAAAGAAGACUCAGUUCUGUUACUUGUAACCCCAUCCAUGAUUGGAAGCUCAAAUCUGGAGAGUGACUCUGUACCUUUGCAGUCCAAACUGGAGGAAAAUGUGUAUGCAAGAAAAGGCAGCGUGUGUCACAGAGAAACUCCAACUGGUCACACCCGUGCCUAUGGUUUUCGGGGCCUUGGAGUGAAUCCUAGAUUGGUACUUUCUUCUGGUUCAUGUUUCAGCUUCUCGUGUAUUUGAAGGGUGGCGUUUCUAAGUUGUAACUUUGAGAAGUGAACCCCAAAUGGCGGGGGGAUAAGUAAACAUAGACAGAACUGCGGUUUCAUUUGUUCUUUUCCACUCUCGGAACUCUUUGUAUAAAUAAGGAUUAUCCUAGGCAUAAUUCAUUUGAAUAAGAAACCAACAUGCUUUCUUUUGUUUCUGUUUUAAAAAAUACUACUAAUAAUCACAUGAUACAAAGAAAGCCUCAUUUACGAAACCAACGAUGAGGCUAAGAGGUAGCUGCCAUGUGGCUGAUGAGCGUGCCUAGGUAACUUUCUGUUUCUAAUCAGAACUACUGCUUUAUUUAUACAUUCAGCAACAUUUUUCAACUAUGAGAUUUCAAUGGUCUCAAUUUUUUUAAGCCAUUUAAGGCAAAAGGAAAUUACCUGUCAGUUUAUCUGUCCAUGUGUGUUUUGUGUUUGGAAGUUUUCUAUCAUGUCAUUCUGUACAAUUUAUUAUUUUUAAACCAGAAAGGUAAAGAAAAAAAAAAUGUCCCACGUUCAAUAUUUUCUCCCGUUAUCUCUCGUCUUACCCAGUGACUUUGAAGAAUCCAAUCUAAAUAGGGGAGAGCGGGGUGUGAGCAGUGGUUAAGUGCCAUUACAUUAUCUGAAAAACAACCCAAGAUAUGAGUUCCGCUAUGCAGACAUCAGAAUCCUCAUUUAAUCAGCAAUACAUAUUAGGGUGAAUUUAAUCCUACUUUGGCUUAUAAUCACCCUGUAAAAGAUUUCCGGUUCACAGAAUCGUUGAGUAUUCGGACGGUUGAGAUUUUCCCUUUGACUUCCUUUAGUUGCCAAGACUUAGCUUCAACCUCACAGAACAAACUGAAACCACAAUUCAAUGGCAUCAACCUUACCUUGUCUAAAUGUUAACUAACUGGCCAGUGGAGGAGUGGGCUUUCAUUUUCAUUGUGGUAAGGGGUCGUCUGGGAGGCAGAGCACGCAUAGUGACUGGGAGCGCCUCAUGUGUGGGUAUGUCCCCUGAGGACACCACGGGAUCCAAGGGAACUGAAGGUGACAUUAACAGGUAUCGGUCGCUCUUGUCUUCGAACACUGGCAUGUCUUCAAUAUCGCAAGCGAGAGACUGUUCUAGAAAUGAUCCCUUGACCUGACACCGGUCUGGCUAGACUAUUUCCUUGAUAGAUUUCAAUCAUUCAGCUGUUGUCUCCACGCUUCCCUGGCAUCAGUCCCUUCUGUGCUUAUAACAGACUUGCUUUUACAUAAAGCAUGUAAAACACACUUCCACUUAUUUCUAAUGAGAAGCUGCAUGGUGUUAAAAGUUCUCAUAUUAGAGAUGGAAGACCCAGAGCAGAAGACUGGGUGGAGAAAGAAGUGUGAUAUAACUAGAGAAUACAUAGACUCCUUGCAAAAAAAAAAAAAAAAAAAAACUGCUUUAAGAUCAUUUCGACUGAUGUACGACAAAAGAAAUUAGAUUUUUUUUUUCAAAAAAGAAAAAAAAACCUUUAUUU
Messenger RNA from Condylura cristata (star-nosed mole), 6070 nucleotides. RefSeq names its product RNA binding motif, single stranded interacting protein 3 (gene RBMS3). Lineage: Eukaryota; Metazoa; Chordata; Mammalia; Eulipotyphla; Talpidae. Gene Ontology annotation, molecular function: mRNA 3'-UTR binding; poly(U) RNA binding; poly(A) binding. Gene Ontology annotation, cellular component: ribonucleoprotein complex; cytosol; nucleus. The record is from RefSeq and is a predicted model, not a curated record. Bases 522 to 1835 code for a protein of 437 amino acids. The transcript has 15 exons.